Lactuca saligna is the source of this 4382-nucleotide messenger RNA. The record is from the annotation of a GenBank genome assembly. NCBI's taxonomy places the organism in Eukaryota, Viridiplantae, Streptophyta, Magnoliopsida, Asterales, Asteraceae.
CAACAAAAUACAAUAUAAUCUCUCUCUUAAUCAUAAAAAGGCGCCUCCUCUUGCAUAGACAACAUAAAGAAGGAAGAAAGAGUGUUCGAUUGUUGAGAUGUAGUGAGAACAACUGUUUCUUCGCAUAGAUAGAUACACUGACGCUAUAUCUACACAUACGAUGUCGACGAGCUUCAACAGCGGCCCUCGUAGCCCUGCUACGAGCUCCAGGUUACAGUUAGGAGGCGUUGGUGGUAUCUCCAGGGCUAUGAGAUCUUCUUCGUCCAAGAAACCGCCGGAGCCUCUUCGCCGCGCAAUCGCCGAUUGUCUCUCUUCUUCUCUUCUAUCCGUCCAGGGCAGCUCUUCAGCCGUUGUAUCCGAAGCUUCCAGGACUCUUCGGGACUAUUUAGCAUCCCAUGCAACUACUGACCUGGCCUAUGGUGUGAUAAUAGAGCACACACUUGCAGAGAGAGAACGAAGCCCUGCAGUAGUUGCAAGGUGUGUGGCUCUUUUGAAACGUUAUCUCCUGCGAUAUAAACCAAGUGAGGAGACCCUACUAGAAAUUGAUCGGUUUUGUUCAAAUAUAAUCAUGGAAUGUGAUAUUAGCCCAAACAGAAGACAAGCUGGUGGUUCAUCCUCUACUUUAAAUGUAUCAUCACCUUUGCCUGUUGCAAGUUUUGCAUCAGCUUUUGCUGGAGCUACUUCUGCAUCAAGACAGUCACUUCCAUCAUUAUCAUCUCUAAUGAGUAAAUCUUUCAAUUCCCAAAUUAGCCCUGGAAUCGGUAAAGAACCUUCCGAGAACAAAGAAGGUUCUUCUGUUUCCGUUCUGGAUUCACCGAUUCCUGAAGAUAUUGAUGGAAUUGAAGGCGAUGAAUUCAUAGCCCGUGAUGUGUUCAAAUGGAGAUGGCAUGGGGACCCACAAUCAUCUUUGCUUUCUUCUGAUAGUCCUUUGAAUCAUCAAGACAUGAGUAAGCACAAUUUUCUUGAAGUAGGUGCUGCUGCCCUUCUUUUAGGAGACAUGGAAGCUAAAACAAAGGGUGAAUUUUGGAGAAAUUUUGGUAGCAUUGAUAUGCCUUACCUUGAUCAACUAUUACAGCCUUCAUUACUUACUACUGUAACAAAUUCUGCAUCUGCACGUGCUCAUUUGAGAGCAAUAACAGCUUCUAAACGUUCCAAAACAGGCCCUCAUCAGAUUUGGGAAGAUUCUCCUCUAACAACCUUCCGCCCUCGUUCUCGACCACUUUUCCAAUAUAGACACUACAGUGAACAACAACCAUUACGAUUGAAUCCAGAUGAAGUGGGAGAAGUUAUAGCUGCAGUUUGUUCAGAAAAACCUUCUCCAGCUCCUAAUAUGAUGACGAUCUCAUCUAAAUUAAGUAGCAGUAGCGGGAAACCAUCAAUGGAUGUGGCUGUGAGUGUUUUAAUCAAACUUGUAAUCGACAUGUAUGUGUUGGACUCUGGGAUUGCUGCUCCACUCAUGCUAUCUAUGCUUGAGGAAAUGCUUAGCUCUUCACAGUUGACCUCAAAAGUCCGUGCUUUUGACUUAAUUUUAAACCUUGGGGUUCAUGGCCAUUUAUUGGAGCCACUUCUAGCUGAUGAUGCUUCCACCAUUGAAGAAGAAUACACCCAAGAACCAUACCUUGACAAAAAAAUGUCCAUAAAGCAAGAUUACCUCAAGGACCAAAGUUUAUCAGCAAUAAAUAACUUUGAAUCAUGGAUAUUGUGCAUUUUAUAUGAAGUCCUCCUCCUUCUGGUGCAGGCAGAAGAGAAGGAAGAAUCUGUGUGGGCUUCUGCUCUUAGUUGUUUACUAUAUUUUGUUUGUGAUAGAGGCAAAAUUCGUAGAAGCAGAUUAAGAGGUCUUGACAUAAGAGUUAUUAAAAUGCUUAUACAAAUUAGCAGGAGAAACUCAUGGGCAGAAUUGGUUCAUUGCAAGUUAAUCAACAUGCUAACAAACAUGUUUUAUGAAGUCCCUGAUGUGUCCACCACAUCUACACCAACUUUUCUUGUGGAUCAAGUUGAUGUAAUCGGAGGAAUUGAGUUUGUGUUCAUCGAGCUAGUGAUCUCAAACUCCAGAGAAGAUGCUCCAGAAGCUUUACAUAUUUCUGUUAAACUUGGUAUAGAAGGAAUUGGUGAUAUUUUAAGAAGAUCCAUAUCUGCUGCUUUACCAAGAUACUCCAACAGUGAAAGACUCAAUAUGCUAUUGGAGAAAAUCAUGGAGAAAUUUGAUGCACUGUUAAGAUCAUUAACUCACCUGGACAAAGAAUUCAGUCACAUGACAGAACUUACAAAAUCCUACAAAUACUUAGAGAGCUUUCAGGAAGGAUUUGUGAGAAACAGUUAUGCCUUAAAAGUGAAGCUUGCAUGGGCCACUUUACAUUCUCUUCUUCAUUCAGAACGUGCAGCCAUUCGUGAAAACGGUUAUGUAUGGUUAGGUGAUCUUCUUAUAGCAGAGAUUAACUACGAAGGGGAUUCCAUUUGGUCGAACAUAAAGAAUCUACAAAAAAGAAUCACACUUGCUUCUGUUAAAGAUUAUUCACCCGAAUUGGAUAUUCCACUACCCAUUUGGCUCAUGUGUGGACUUUUGAAGUCCAGAAACAAUCUCAUAAGAUGGGGCUUCCUUUUUGUUCUUGAACGACUUCUCAUGAGAUGUAAAUUUUUAUUGGAUGAAAACGAGUUACAACAUUCGGUUACAGUUACUAACGAAGCUCAUGGGAAAACACGUCUUGAUAAAGCAAAUGCUGUCAUAGAUAUUAUGAGCAGUGCUUUAUCCUUGGUGGCUCAGAUAAACGUCACGGAUCGUAUGAAUAUUUUGAAGAUGUGCGACAUUCUGUUUUCUCAAUUGUGUCUGAAAGUGAUACCUGGAAACACGCCCACAUCAGCAGACACAUUGCGUAGUUGCAAGAGUUUUAAUUACUCGGUUUGGAAUAAAAAGGCGAGCGUGAUGGAAGAUCUCCCUGUAAGAGAGAACUUUUGCUGGGAACCAGUGGACGAUAGCAAGGGCAGAUUUGGAAUUAACAAAAAUAAUUCUGCUACCGCGACCAGCAGUGAGACGGCAUCAAUGGCAGCAUUGCUUCUUCAAGGACAGGCGAUUGUUCCUAUGCAACUGGUUGCACGUGUGCCUGCUGAUUUGUUUUACUGGCCUUUGAUUCAACUGGCUGCUGCAGCUACCGAUAAUAUAGCACUUGGUGUUUCUGUUGGGAGUAAAGGAGGUGGAAACCUACCUGGCGCCACGUCAGAUAUUAGAUCCACUCUUCUUUUACUGCUGAUUGGUAAAUGCACUGCGGAUCCUGGUGCUUUUAAAGAAGUCGGUGGUGAAGAGUUCUUCAGGGAGCUGUUAGAUGAUACUGAUUCAAGGGUGGCUUACUUCUCUUCAACCUUCCUUUUAAAGAGGAUGAUGACUGAAGAAGCGGAUAAAUACCAGCGUGGACUCUCGUCUCUUGUAUCCAGAGCUCAACAGAGUAACAAUGAGAAAUUAUUGGAGAAUCCUUACCUUCAGAUGCGUGGUCUGCUUCAGUUAUCAAGCGAAGGACUAUGGAAUUAGAUUGCAUAUUAAAUUAGUAUUUUCUGUUUUUGAGAGAGUCCCCUUUUCUUGAGUUGAGAAUCAAAGCCGAGUGACAAGCCGUGGGUGAAUCACAAAGUCAAAGAUGGUUGUUAAAUUGGUCAAACUACGCGGGCUGGGAGAUCUCAAAUUGAAUGGUUUUCUGUUGAAAUGUUGUGUGGUUGGUUUGGAUUGUUGAUGUGCAAAAGGCCUUGAUCCUGAGAUGAAAUUUUUUUGAGAGCGGUGGGUGGGUGUGUCUGUUUCUGUUGUGGAAAUAAAUAAAUACAUACAUAUGUCAACUUGUACACAUCCGUUCAAAGUAUCGAAUAACCCAUACUCUUCAGUUGAACGCAUGCGGUGUGUUGGGCCGAGGAUUUGUGGUUAUUGAUGUACAAGAGGAGGGGAGAUUAUGUGUGAAGGUGGGUGUUGUUAAUUAAGAAUAAUCAUCUCAAGAUUUUGGUCUCAGGAUAUGCUUCAAUCAAAUCAAAGUAAAAGUAUAUAAACAAAUGUUUACGUUUACAUGGGAGUUCAUUCAUAAAUUGUACAAGCACAAGUUGAAUUUUUUGAAGGGGUCGGUCAGGUCAUGGCAAGGUGCAUCUGGUAAAUAUCCUGUUAUUUAUGGAAGACAUUAGAUACAUAUGUGUAAAUGUAUGUUUUUUGUUGCUUUUCUUCGUUGUAGGUUCCCUCCCUCAACAUUUUUGUAAUACAUAGUUGCACAAUUUCACCCCUCAAAUGUAUAUACAUUUUUUGUUGCCAUUCAACGUAACGUGUGAAGAUUGUUUUCAAGUGCUUCUUUUUGUAUACUUCUGUAUUGAAAUUCAUCUUCAAACACAAUUUAAGAUUGGUAUUCUUAACUUUUAACAAG